Molecule: messenger RNA, 3947 nt
Organism: Ixodes scapularis (black-legged tick)
Lineage: Eukaryota; Metazoa; Arthropoda; Arachnida; Ixodida; Ixodidae
Gene: Tsp
Product: cartilage oligomeric matrix protein
Exons: 9
Coding region: 1-3138 (1045 amino acids)
Biological process (GO): cell adhesion
Cellular component (GO): extracellular region
Molecular function (GO): calcium ion binding
Source: RefSeq, a predicted model, not a curated record
AUGAAGCCGAAGCACAACACCAACCACGUCCGUGGUCCCGCCGUCACCGUGGUCAUCCUCAUUGCCACGGCAUCCGUCCAAGCCACCUUAGCUGAGGGCACAUCCCUAACGCACAGGUCGUACCUGACACACGACGCCGCCUUGUCUUCAGCGCUGUGGCACAGCCUUAUCGGCACGUUACCGUCCAACACGUCGUCAGUACUGGCAGUCGUCCUCCGCGAGGCGCCUCUACGGCCCCGUUUUAGCCAAGAGCAAGCUCUUCUUGAACUCCAGUUCACCGGAGCCACGACACAUGGUCUACGUCUGGCCCUCGAAGGCUCACAGCGACGGCUCAAGCUCCAGUCCACCGACCCAGACAGCCCAUCGUCCAUUGUAGACGUCGCGGGAGUACCGCGAGAGGUCAUUCUCCACUUCUCCACACCGGCAAGCGAUGUACCUUCAGAGCAGCCCACGGAAAUCCACGUCUUCCUCGACUGCCAACCACAGCAGCAGCUGUCCCUCUCGCUGCCGCUUCGAGACAUGGCACGCCAAGCGACGGGUCUCAAGGUCUUCCGGGACAAGCGCCUUCGCGUGGACACCCUGCAAAACGUUCCUCUCGUAGACGUCCUCUGGAGGGCCUCCACCUCUUGCCGUCGCCGGGAGGCCUCUAGUCUUCCAGAUGUUGCGGCAGCGACGCCCUCUGAACCACCACAGCGGGACGUCAACUCCAGAGGCUACGGCGGAGAGGACCUCAACGACAACCGCCUCGCCACGCGGGCCUUGAUCGACCUCCUGGAACUUUUGCAAGAGUCCAAGAAGGCUGUUGAAGUCCAGACGCGAGCGCUGCUGAUGCUCACCGAAGUCCUGUCCCGAUGUCAGUUCUGCCGUUCGCGAGGCGACGAUGACGACGUCAUCAACAUCGGCGUCGCGGCUGUCCAGUGCUCGGAGAAGCCAUGCUUCCGAGGAGUGUCGUGUCGCGACACCAGGUCCGGAUUCAAGUGUGGCCCGUGUCCUCCUGGUUACGCGGGCGAUGGAGUCACCUGUCGCCGGACCAACCGGUGCAACGAGCAACCUUGCUUUCCCGGAGUCGAAUGCAAAAACGUGGCAGGAGGAAGCGGAUUCGUCUGCGGGCCCUGCCCCGAAGGAUUUCAGGGCAACGGUUCCCACUGCGAGGACGUGGACGAGUGCGACGCGGCCAACCCGUGCCACCCGCACGUGGCUUGCAUCAACGAGUCGCCCGGUUUCCGCUGCGGGCCCUGCCCCCGGGGCUUCGAGGGCGGAGAGCUGCGCGGGGUGGGCCUGGAGUUCGCGCGCAGGGCCAGACAACACUGCCACGACCUGGACGAGUGCGCCGACGGAAGGAACGGCGGCUGCGUCCCGCACUCGCGCUGCACCAACACGCCGGGCUCCAGGGUGUGCGGCGAGUGCCUGGAAGGCUUUAUGGGCAACCAGACGGCGGGCUGCCACCCGCGGCCGGGCACCUGCCCGGACGGCUCGCUGUGCGACGGCAACGCCGACUGCCUGCCCAGGAGGGGCUCGGGCACGUACGCCUGCCGCUGCCGCGUCGGCUGGGCCGGAGACGGACGCCUGUGCGGCACCGACAGGGACCUCGACGGAUGGCCCGACGCGUCGCUGCCCUGUGGACACCGGCGCUGCCGUGCCGACAACUGCCCGGGCACGCCCAACUCGGGCCAGGAGGACGCGGACGGCGACGGCACGGGCGACGCGUGCGACGAAGACGCCGACGACGACGGGGUGCUCAACAGCCCGGACAACUGCCCGCUCGUCGCCAACCCGGGCCAGGAGGACACCGACCCGGACGGACCGGACCACCUGGGCGACGCCUGCGACAACUGCCCCACCGUGCCGAACCCGGACCAGGUCGACUCUGACGGCGACGGCCUGGGCGACCUGUGCGACCCGGACGCCGACGACGACGGCGUUCUCAACGAGAGGGACAACUGCCCGACGACGCCCAACGCGGACCAGCGCGACAGCGACGGCGACGGUCUCGGAGACGCGUGCGACAACUGCCCGCGCGCCAAGAACCCCGAUCAGAUCGACUCCGACAGGGAUCUCGUGGGAGACGCCUGCGACGACAACAUCGACAGGGACCGCGACGGCAUACAGGACUCGUGGGACAACUGCCCGGACGACGCCAACUCGGACCAGCUGGACACGGACGAGGACGGCCGGGGCGAUGCGUGCGACUUCGACAAGGACAACGACGGCGUGCCGGACUCGGCGGACAACUGCGCCCUCGUGUACAACCCGGACCAGCGGGACACCAACCGGACGGGCGUCGGAGACGCCUGCAAGGAGGACUUCGACGGAGACUCCAUCCCAGAUCCGCUGGACGUCUGCCCGGACAACAGGCGCGUCUACGCCACGGACUUCAGGGCGUAUCAAACAGUGGUGCUGGAUCCCGAAGGAGACUCCCAGAUAGAUCCCCACUGGGUGGUCUACAACAAGGGCGCCGAGAUAGUGCAAACCAUGAACUCAGACCCCGGACUCGCGGUCGGAUACCAAAAAUUCGGAGGAGUCGAUUUCGAAGGUACCUUCUUCGUGGACACCGAAGUGGACGACGACUACGUGGGCUUCGUGUUCGGCUACCAGGACAACGGCCGCUUCUACGCCGUCAUGUGGAAGAAGAGCAGCCAGACGUACUGGCAGGCCACGCCGUUCAGGGCCGUCGCGGAGCCUGGUAUCCAGCUCAAACUCGUCAAUUCGGACACCGGGCCAGGGGAGACGCUCCGCAACGCGCUCUGGCACACGGGAGACACGCACGGCCAGGUGCGCCUGCUGUGGCGCGACCCCCGCAACGUGGGCUGGAAGGAGAAAGUGGCCUACCGCUGGCUCCUGCUGCACCGACCCGCCCUGGGACUCGUGCGCCUGCGCGUCUUCGAAGGGGACCAGCUGGUCGCCGACUCCGGCAACGUGUACGACUCGACGCUGCAAGGGGGACGCCUCGGAGUGUUCUGCUUCUCCCAGGAGGCCAUCAUCUGGUCCGACCUGGUCUACCGGUGCAACGAGGCCCUCCCGGAGACCGCCUACAGAGACCUGCCCCGGGAGCUGAGGGCCAAGGCGCGGAGGGACAACGUCACCCCGUCCGAGCUGCCGCUCACGCCCGUGCCGUCCGUCAACAACAACCUCGUCUGAGCGGGAGUCCGCGAGCAAUACCACCUACGAGACGAGGCCUGCUGCUCGUGACGUCACCGCUUGUGGAUCCCCCCCUCCCGGACCCGCCCCAAGCGGCCGACGGGUCCGUUUUGGCGUCACCGCCUUCUGAAGCAAACUAGGCGGCUCUGCGUGUAUCCGCUGGUGAUGACGUAAGCGAAGCUAAAGGCGUAGCCCUCGUCUUCGAGGUGGUAUUGGUCCGAGCAGGUGAAGGCCUAGCGGCGGAACCACUGAAACGCGUUCAACUAAGCCUCGCCCCCUCCCCCCCCCCCCCCCCCCCCCCUUUCCCUCAUACCUCCGUAAACCCUGGUGCGGCUGUGUAGUUCAAAAGAAGAAAGGAGCGGAAUAGCGCGGUCCUGACGUGCUCGAAAUGGGCCAUUCAGGGCGUCAGAUUCUGCCCCGUGGGUUUACCCCAAUACGCGUCCGAGAUUUAUCUGUCAAUGGAUAAAAUGGGCUCGUACGCGCUACGCUCUGCAUAACCUGUCAAAGGAGGAGAAGCAACAACCCCUGCGAGCGAGCCGAUCAGAGCGUCGUAGACGUAACGAAGUUCCGCCGCUGGCCGCAAGUGGAGAGUUGUUGGCACGUGCUUCGCUACGGUCGCCGCAAUUAGCUCGAGGGGUAUGUACAUUGCUCUCUUUGUCAAAACGACUGACAGAACAAAAAAAAAAAAUUUUUUUUGUCGGUGAGGUUACGAAAAAGGGCGUCUUUCCGAGUGUCUUCGAAUACUUGACUGUCAGUUCAAUCUCUAGGUCUCUGAAGGAAAUUUUUCGAAGAGGACUUCCUCAUGUGUU